AUGGGUCGCAACCUCUUCGAUUUUACAAUUGCCAACAGUAGUACCAAGUUCCUUAGCGGGAAAUUCGUUGCCUUAAGCGACACUCAGGAUACUGACCUUUCAUCUGUGCGUAGUACCGCCAGCUCUUCUGCUGAAUUGUUUGCAGCUCAAUCUCAGGUUCUUCAAUCGCAGACUUCUAUAUCCGGAGACAUGGAUUCGCUCAAUCAGAGCCAUAUGCAUCGCACUCGCUCUGCCGACCAUAGCAGUCGUGGAGACCGGAAGCCUAUGAAUUUUACCGCAAGCAGUUCUCUUGUGGGUCCCAGUGCUACCACUGUCAUUGGGCAGUCGCAUCAAACAAUGAAUCACGCGCACAAUGCUAAUACAGCAGCCGAGUCAAAAGCCAGUAAGAAAUGUUCUGUAUGUGGCAAGAGUUUCAAUCCACUCCGUCGACGACACUAUUGCCGCACGUGCACGGCUGUGGUCUGCAGCUCGUGUAGUAUUUCUAGAAAGGUUGAAAGUACGUUUGAAGGGGCAAUUACUGUCCGCAUGUGUGUAAGCUGUAAGCUCAGCUCCAUUGCGUCACAAGACGAUUUUUAUGAUCGUAUCUUUUCGACGAAUGGAGGUUCGAAUACAGCCGCAAUGUCAGACUCUCAACCAAGUGGCAGUGAAGGAGAUUAUACAACUGACCGUCUUAGUUUUGCCAGCUAUUCUUCAGGAGCGGGAAAUGUCAAAGAUGACUCUUCAAUUGGUGAUUUGCAACUUCACAUGGACAAGCGUGCAGCUAGUAGCUCGAGUCUCUCUGCUCGACGCAAGUCUAGCACAACCAGUAGUAACCCCACCACUGAUCCUUCUGGCCAAAGGGCACGCCACGGCUCAUUUACAGGACCACCAGUAGUUACCGAAGACUGUCCAUGGUGCAUGAACGAAGCCUGUGCUCCUCUACACGAGUACUUUGAGGUCCCAUAUCCUUUCUUCCUCGAGCUUGCGGACCCAGCGGCGAAAAAUCAGUACAUUGCUGCAAAACACCUUGAUAAUGAGAAGGAGCGUCUCCGUUCCGUACGGACGAUAUGGAGCGCUUUAAAAACUGGCACGUCGGACUUGCAAAUGAUCAAGCAAUUUUCUAACAUGGCUGCGAUCGCUACUUCGUGUCCUAUGGCUUUGGUGGGGCUCUUGGAUAAACACGUGUAUAUGCCGUGUGCAGAAUUGGGUCUAGGAUCUUUAGACAAGAUUGAUCGACAAAAAAGUCUAGCUGCACAUGCUUGUCGAAAUGGAUCGCCACUUGUAUGCAGUGACCUGAAUCGUGAUGUUCGCUUUGCUGCGAAUCCGUGGCGGAGAGAUGUACUGCAGGCGCAGUUUUAUGCUGGUAUUCCGCUAACGCUAUCGAACGGCCACACUAUUGGAGCGAUUGAAGUAUUUGAUACCAUACCACGAUUUGCGUGUAUGGAUGUUAUUUCACAGCUACAGACAGUCGUUCGCGGCUUAUUACGCAAGUUUGAAGAAAUUUUGGCAAAGAACGAUAUUUUAGACGAUGAAUUGGGGCAAAAGUCCUCAGCAUCGUUAGGAAGAGGAACUCUACAGAACGAGGGCGACAAUAACAAGCAACGGACUUCACGUGCUCCGGCACCCAGUGCCCCAACUGCACCUGCCAUUCCACCACCAAAGAAAUCGCCUCAGCCUACCGCAAAGUCACCAAACCACAAACCGUCGGGCCCAGCACCUCAACCGCCCAAGCCAAAGGAAGAGCCAAAGAUGGUUGCGCCUGCAGCUCCAAUAACUGCUCCGGUAGCACCAGCUCCCGCAGCAGGUGGGGGUGAGCUGUUACAGGAUGAUAUGGAGACGCGACUGAUGCAGCUAUUAUCUCAAACUACUAGCACACAGGAACAACUGCGCAACCAGCAGGGACAGAUGGUACACGCAAUUAGCAGCCACUCGAAACAGAUUAGUGACUUGGCCAAGCAGCUUGAACGUAUGGAAUCGACGCUCGCGGCAAAACUCGGUAUGGACUCAGACGAUGGCGAGGACACUCCCUCGAAUGAUGAUGCUGACGCAGCCAGUGCUUAG
This is a messenger RNA of Plasmopara halstedii, 2040 nucleotides long. RefSeq lists its product as hypothetical. NCBI's taxonomy places the organism in Eukaryota, Oomycota, Peronosporomycetes, Peronosporales, Peronosporaceae. The coding region runs from base 1 to 2040 and encodes 679 amino acids. The transcript has a single exon. Gene Ontology annotation, molecular function: metal ion binding. The record is from RefSeq and is a predicted model, not a curated record.